UUGCAGAGGGUUUUUUUUUUCAAUCUCUCCCUCCCUCUCUUUUGGAGGGUUUGUAAUAAGACACACACUCUUCUUUCCAAGGGUUCACACUAGAGCAGAGCAAAGAGCUGUUUAACUUGGAAGAACAAUACGCUGGGGCUUUUUGGUGCUGCAAAGAGAUCUUCUUCUUUACCUUUCCUGGCUUAAACUAGAAUUCUUCCUCUCCCUGGCCCCACAAUGACAGCAAUUUCUGCACUCAGUGGUGCCCUUUUACUGUCCAUUUUCUGUGACACAAGUGCAGUAGGGUUACUCAAUUCCACUGACCUGUUCCUGUCAGCCAAUAAUGACACACAUGGUGAGGCAACUUUGAACACUCAUCUGGAUCCUCCCAACCUCCCCAAAGCCAGGAGGAAACGAUACAUUUCACAGAAUGACAUGAUUGCUAUUCUGGAUUAUCACAAUCAAGUUCGAGGCAAAGUCUUCCCACCUGCCUCCAACAUGGAAUAUAUGGUAUGGGAUGAAAAUCUAGCAAAAUCUGCUGAAGCUUGGGCUGCUACCUGCAUUUGGGACCAUGGGCCAUCUUAUUUAUUGAGAUUCCUGGGUCAAAAUCUGUCUGUACGGACUGGACGGUAUCGAUCUAUUCUCCAGCUGGUGAAGCCAUGGUAUGAUGAAGUGAAAGACUAUGCAUUCCCUUACCCUCAGGACUGCAAUCCGAGGUGUCCAAUGAGAUGCUAUGGACCUAUGUGUACACAUUAUACUCAGAUGGUCUGGGCUACUUCCAAUCGAAUAGGCUGUGCAAUCCAGACGUGCAACAAUAUGAAUGUCUGGGGCUCGAUUUGGCGACGAGCUGUGUAUUUGGUAUGCAAUUAUGCCCCUAAGGGGAACUGGAUUGGAGAAGCACCCUAUAAAGUUGGGGUUCCAUGUUCUGCUUGUCCCCCCAGCUACGGAGGAUCGUGCACUAACAAUCUUUGCUUUCCAGGAGUAACAUCGAAUUACUUAUACUGGUUUAAGUAAAACUGUGCAACAUUCUGAUUACUGUUGAA
Molecule: messenger RNA, 1022 nt
Organism: Pogona vitticeps (central bearded dragon)
Lineage: Eukaryota; Metazoa; Chordata; Lepidosauria; Squamata; Agamidae
Gene: PI15
Product: peptidase inhibitor 15
Cellular component (GO): extracellular region
Source: RefSeq, a predicted model, not a curated record